This is a messenger RNA of Malaya genurostris, 9548 nucleotides long. Its product is annotated as probable lysine-specific demethylase 4B. Gene Ontology annotation, molecular function: histone H3K9 demethylase activity; histone H3K36 demethylase activity. Gene Ontology annotation, cellular component: nucleus. The transcript is spliced from 5 exons. Lineage: Eukaryota; Metazoa; Arthropoda; Insecta; Diptera; Culicidae. Gene Ontology annotation, biological process: chromatin remodeling. The coding region runs from base 365 to 3421 and encodes 1018 amino acids. The record is from RefSeq and is a predicted model, not a curated record.
GCCAAGCCAUCAGUUUCAUCAGAUUAGAGAAAAUAUCGCUCGCGAAUGGACCUGCUAAAGGCCGUUUAUGAAAAGUUUCGUUAGGUGAAGAAAUCGAUGAAAAAUGGUCAAUAGUGUCCUAUUUCGAUGGCAAAAUUGAUGAAAAGUGUACCGCUGCCUCCAGUGAUAUCGCGUUUUCCGAGAAAAGGUGUUUAAUUGGUGAAAAAGGAUUAGUUCCGCAAUUGUGCGAAACAAGCAAGAUCGCAGACAAGUUGGACGAUAAUUUUGUGUCGUGGUGAAGUGCGUGUUUUCAAAAAAAAAAAAAAAAAAAAACAACACGAGCAUAAAGUAAGCUUUGUAAACCCUAACGACAACGAUAGGCAAAAUGAGCGAGGAUCCAAAAGUGAAAAUUCAGGUGUUUCGACCAACUUGGGAGGAGUUCAAAAAUUUUCCCAAAUACAUCGAGUAUAUCGAGUCUCAGGGAGCACACCGGGCUGGCCUGGCGAAGAUCAUCCCACCACCAGAAUGGAAACCCCGGAAGGCCGGUUACGAUUUAGACGGCCUGAACUUGACUAUACCGGCGCCGAUUUGUCAGGUAGUUGCGGGCAAACAGGGUCUCUACCAGCAGAUCAACAUUCAAAAGAACCCACUCACGGUUAAACAGUUUGCGGAGUUGGCCAAUACGGAAAGAUAUGCUACCCCGAAACAUUUUGAUUUUGAAGACUUGGAACGCAAAUACUGGAAAAACAUAACCUAUGUGGCUCCGAUUUACGGUGCUGAUGUCUGUGGCAGUAUUACCGAUACCGACUGCAAUAUCUGGAAUAUCAAUCAUCUGGGAACGAUACUUGACUACGUAAACCAGGACUAUGGGAUUUCGAUCGACGGUGUCAACACCGCCUAUCUGUACUUUGGUAUGUGGAAAACCACCUUUGCAUGGCAUACCGAGGACAUGGACCUGUACUCGAUCAACUACUUGCAUUUCGGUGCUCCGAAAACGUGGUAUGCCGUGCCACCGGAACAUGGCCGCCGGUUGGAAAAGUUAGCCAACAGUUGCUUCCCGGCAAGCUUUCAGACGUGUUCGGCUUAUCUACGCCACAAGAUGACCUUGAUAAGCCCCCAGAUUCUCAAGCAGCAUAACAUCCCCUUCGACAAGAUAACACAGGAAGAAAAUGAAAUAAUGAUCACAUUUCCGUUCGGAUAUCAUGCUGGCUUUAACCAUGGAUUCAACUGCGCGGAAUCAACAAAUUUUGCACUUGAACGAUGGAUUGAAUAUGGCAAACGGGCUACGCAGUGCUACUGCAGCUCUGAUAUGGUGAAAAUUUCGAUGGAUACAUUUGUACAGCGCUUUCAACCGGAUAAGUAUGAAGCAUGGAUAAACGGAACAGACUUUGGACCACAUCCAGAAGAUCCAACGCACAUAGUUGGGCCACCGCCCCGUUUUGCCGAUAACGAGAAAGACGAGGGCAUCGAAUCAUUGACGGAAGAAGGCGAACACACGCCAAUGAAGAAGGCUUGUAAUAUGACGGCAAAUAAUAUUCGGAAAAUGUCUUUUAAGGAGAAAAACCCGGAUCUUGAUUUGAAUGAUAUCCAGAAUAAUCCACAUAUUCCAGAUGAUGUUAAAAUGGUUCUUAGUGGAGCACUCACGAUGACGGUUGGCGAUGACGCGGAAGAUGAAUUCAAUGAAGAAGAGGGUAAGUCACCGCACAAAUCCGAUUCAACUUCGGACAGCUUCAAGUCAUCUUCCUAUGAUCCAUUCGAUUCGGAUGACGAUGAAGAGGAGUUAAACUCAAAAAGCAAGAAGCGAAAGAAGAAGAAACGGGGCGGUAGCGAUUACGACGAUGACUGGUCUUUAUCUCAAGGAAGAUCGCGGAAAUCUACGUCACCCAGGAAAAGACUUUCACGAGAACAGCGCGAAGCAAAAGCCGACCGAGAAAACAAACGCAUGGAACGACGAGCUAAGAUAGAAGAGAAACGGAAACAGCGCGAAGAAGAAAAGAAGGUUCGUGAGUUAGAACGUGAACGAAAACGGGAAGAACAAAAGGAGAAAAGAGAUCGUGAGCGUCAAGAAAAGAAGGAGCAACGAUUGUCCGAAUCGAAACAGAAGGCAUUGGAUCGGAUCAAAGACCGCGUGAACAAAGAAAAACGUUCACCGAAAAAGGCGGCCAAUGGAAGCACGCCGCGGAUGAGAAAGAUCAAGAACCAGUUAUUGAAGGAGCUUCCAGCGCCUCUGAAAAUUCUGGAACAUCACAAAAAGUUCGAAGGUAAGAUUCCACAUCUAAAGAAGUCCGGUGCCGAGGAUGUCAAUGGCAAUGGUGAAGUUAUUGGGGAAGGCAGCGGUUGUAUCAAGAGUGAACUCCCCUCAGUGACAUCAAUUGGUAAACUCACUUUGCCGUUACCGGCAUCUACUACAAUGACUGUGAUAGAGAAGCCGGGCGAUGGUGUGAAACGCGAAUUAGAUGAUGGCAAUCAAAUUCCGCAAUCAACCACGCUGACGUUGGCCGACAGUAGUUUGGCAAAAAAAAUCAGCAGUAUUCCUCAUCUUGUGGUGAAACAAAUCGAUGCGAGUGAGGUGAAGAGUCACCCAUUAUACAGUUCACGUGCAACAACGGUGCCAUUCCAGUCAUGUACUACAGAGCCAAACAGACCUGCAGAACAGAAGCUCCCUCAUCGACCGUCAGAAUACGUUCCGCCUCCUGUCAAACUUCCUAAACCUCCCACACCGAUUAAACAGCGGAUGGACUACAUGAGUGCUUUCAAUGCCUUCAUUGAAACAACUACUAGUAAAGUACAACCGUCAAUGCAGGUAUUUUGCAAAAAACCUCUCAGUAGAAUUGGCCGACCUAUCAAAUCAGGCUUAGUCCAAGGAGAUGACCUGCGCUUAAAACCGACUUUGAAACCAUCACAAAUACAAUCCGUUGUAGAUAAUCCGAUGACGAACAACUGUCGGACCAUUGAGACAUCUGCGGGCAGCAUUCAAAUCGUAAUCCGUCAACCACCUCCCCUAGCGCAACUAUCGACCGGUGAUUCUGCCCACAUGCAGCAGGCAGCGCCAGUUGAGACUCCACCCAACAAUGUAUUGAAUGUUCAGCAACAGCCCCCGGAAUGUUUGCUACAGCAACUGGAAGAACCACAAAAAGUUCAACUCGAUCCACCGUCGACAUUACAGUCGCCAGAAGAAGAACAGUUUCGAUACUUUGAUGUUGCGGGGAAUGAAAUCCCGAGUCCCUAUCAGCAGUCGGUAAUUUUCGAGAAACCCAUCAUAAAAAGUACGCUCCCGCUUCCCACAGAAAGUGAAAUCGCUGCGAUGCUGCUCGCCAACGGUAAUAACCAUCACCACCAAGUGCAACCUGCUGUCAUUAACACCGGCACCGGCUUCGGAUGGCCAACUAGUAAUAAUCAGAACGGUUUUCUGAGUGGACGAAUAGUAGAAUUUAACCAUUAGUAUUUUAGUGACGUGUGUCCUCUUUCUAUCUAUUGUUUCAUUUUAUUUGUGUACCUCCCAUCUUUGCAUUGCAAGCCCGUGAAAUCCCACCACUCAUCGUGCGUUUGAUGAUCCUAAACUAUUGAAGCGUGUGUACUGUUUGCAGCGCCGUUUUAUUUUUUCUAAAUUUUAAGUAGAAACCACACUUUACGAGUUUUUUUUUCUUCAGUUCAUGUGUUUGACUUAAUAUAUAUAUUUAGUUUUCUUUCGAUGAAAGAAUUUAUAUAAUCGUGAUUAAAAUGACUGAGAAUGAUGUGUAAAUUAUGAUGCGAAAGCGUAUUGAUCAGCGUAUAUCUGAUAGCUACGGGAACGUGUCCCAGAGAACUUGUGAAAUAGUAUUGCUUCUGUCUUGUUUUACUAUAAAACGUAUUAUGUCAAUAUGAUUCUACGUUUAUUAUUGUUUGUAUUAUUUGAGAAAUUUCCUUUUAUUGUCCUUAUUUCAUUUUUUUCAUGGAUUUAUUACGUUUGCUCGUCAUAUAAUUUUUUGCGUGUCGUCUUUUUCACUUUCAUAAAUUUCUUGGAUUUUUACUAAUUUUCUGUAGCUAGCUUGUGUGUCUUAUUGGUUGUUUUCAAAAUAUCAUUUAAAAGCAGUCUAAGCACAAUCAAUGGGUUAUAUUCCAUUUCAAUUGUUAUAUUGUGUUGUUCCGCGUCACGCUACCGUUCUACGCAUAAUUGUCACGUGUUCAAUGGAAUAUCCUGUACGCAUGGAAGAUUUGUAGUUGAAACGGCAACACAGCGGAUUACUUGUCCAAAUAAAUGCAUAUUGUCGCCGCCCCGAAAAGGGACAAUUGAAAAGUUUUAUUUGACCAGCUUGGGGGCAUGGUGUUAUUGGUCGUAGCCAUCAUGCCGGGUCAGCAUGAGCUUCUAAGAAUCGUAUAAAUUGGUCGACUCAAUCGGAUUCCGAUGACCCGUUCCGUAUAUAGAGUAAAUCGUGUUCCAAGGUACCCGGCUCAUCGACCAGCCCCGCCUGAAUGCAAUGCUUGUAUCGAAUUGAUUCAAACAUCUCAGAAAGAUUUUUUAUCUUUGCGUAUGGCAAGUAAUCGACGCGCAUUAGGUUUAUAUUUUUUAGUCUCAUUUAUAUCAAUAACAUUCUUGGAUCUUACCAAUACUCCACUAUGCAUCCAAUGUCUUAUUUUUUAGCAAUCGUAUCCAAAUCUAUACUUUUCAUGACCAGCCAAUCAUAACUUUUGAACACAGUAUAGUGUGGAUAUCAUUCUGAUAAGGAACAGAAAAAAAUUUUCAUACAGAUAUUUUUACUCACUGGACGCAUUUGGUAAUAUAUUUGGACAUUAAAGAGAAAAUGUCUGUUGGAACUUGCUUAUAGGCGGUUUUCGUUAAAAAAAAUCUGCUCGGGCUUAUGAUUAAAACGGUAAAAAACAUUUCUGCAAUAUUUUGGAAAACCGAUAAAAACCCUACAUACAGACUAAAACGGUAUUGCUAAUCAAUUUUCAUCCUCUCAUUCUCCUAACGCAGAAGGCGAUACUAACCAGUGACUCGAAAGACGUAUAACCACGAGGGUGCAAACCGAAGUAAAUAAUUAAUCAAAAACAAAACCAAAAAAACAUUGCUUAUUUUAUGUUUUGUUUCGAUCAUAGGGUCUGAACGGUUUGGGUCAUUUGCCUCUUGGAUCAGAACAACUCUCCAUCUAAUUUUGAUUUGUGACCCAUGAGUUUAGAAUUGUGAUAAAAUCCAUUUUUAUUAAAAUAUAUUCAAAUUGCUAGCUUCUUCUGAAGUUAAUAGUAAUAAUAUUUGUAAGCUACUUCAUAAAGUAUGUAUUUAUCCAGCUUGGGAAACAUUUCGAGGUUUUGAUACAUACACUCAUCAAAAUUGUUUUUAGAUGUGAACUGAGUUGAUUUAGAUCGCCUGUAAUUGCACUUCACGAAUGAUUAAAAAUUCACUGAGAACCAAGACAUGAUGCAACGCAUUUUACAUUGAAUCAUCUAUAACGACACCGGUCACGACCAAAGGCUGCAUCCGUUGAAACUAAAUUAUUAGUAUAUUGCAAAUCUUUUACAAUUACACUGAAUAUUUUCGGAGUAACAUCAUCGUCAAAAAGAAGUGAUCAACUGCUGUCAUGAUUCCGACUGUUCUGAUUAUCUGUAAUUAAAAAAAACUCAAUUCACCUUGAGGUGUAAUAAUGCCUUUCUCUUGUCAUUCAAACAGUCUUAUUAUAACAUAUUUUUUUCGUUUAGAUAAUUUUUGAUUCGGUUAGUUCACAACAGUCGCUUACGUUGUAUAUCAGACAACAUUUUUGAAAUCAAAAGUAUCGGUAAAAAUAUAUUGGAAAUUGAACAUUGUUCAAUGAACAUUAGAAAAGGUCACAAGUGCAAAUGAAAGUUCUCUUGGUUUACUUUCUCUUUCAAUUAUUUCGACUAAUUCCAGUAAUUUCCAACAAAUUCUAUAGUACAUAUCGAAAAUUGAUGGUUUUUGCUAAUAAUAAGUGUGUUAGAUCGAAGGAUUGCUGAAUAAUCCGUAAUACUCGAAAGAGAAAGCAAACAAAGAGAAACUGUCAUUUGCACUUGAAACAUUUUCUAAUGUCAUUGGUUACUGUCUGAAAAACGUGUGGAUUGAAAAAAUAUCGCGAUUCGUCGGUUACUUCACUUAUAUCAUUAUAUCUCCGGUACCGGAAGUGACAGCCACUUAAUCUUCGAACUUGUUUCACAACCCACGAAUGGCUUUCAAACGAGUCUAAGCUUGUUAAAAUUGGUUCAACCAUCGCCGAAAAAAUUGAGCGGAGAGAAAAAUUUGCACACACAGGCGUUUUCUCCGGAGUUCCGAUCAAGAUCGGAUUCCCCAGAAGUUCUAUAACCUUCAUGAAGAGAAAGGCAAAUACCAUGCGCCAUUUUAUUCGCAACAUUUGGGAAAAUGUCUGACUGACCUAAAAGAAAUAAAAAAUAAUUCUUUCAAAAGCUUUUGAGAAAAAAAUCAAUUUUUCACAUUUGUUGGGGUUUAGAUAAAUGGUAGAAGGAACUAACGAAGCAAUAUUAAUACUUUUAGUUCAACUUGAAGUUAUAUAUGCGCUAAAGAUUCCGUGUAAAUUUGUGCAGAAACACUUAAGUAGUUUCCGAAAUACUACCUUCAUCAAAAAGUUCCUGAAUCAUCACCGUCUGGCGCUCUCAGCAUCCGAUUACACUUUUUUUAGAUUGCUACAUAUGUCAUCGAUAUUCUAUCAAGUUUUCAGUUUGAUACCUGGACAUUUGUAAAAGUUACACUGUAUUGAGUACUGCGAUUGUGCGUGUCCUCGAUUUUAUACAAAUUUCAAAAUGGAAUUGAUUUUGCAACAACGAGUUUGCAUUGUAUUUUGCGUUAAAAACGGUUUCAAUUGUACGACGACAUUGCAAAUGUUAGAAAUUUUGGGAUUUUUUUUUAUGUCGUAGUAUCAUGGUAGUAGCUGAAAAAAAGUUCUUUAAGUUAAAACGCGCGUCUAAAAGUUGACCAAGUAUGUACACUCAGUACAUACGUCAUUUCUAAUGAGUACACCGUGAUUGUAUAUGUAAAAUAUGAUUCAAUUGAUAUCCAUAUGCAAAACAUUUUUUAACUGAUCCGUGAAAUACUCUAAAUUAGGAAAAUGUCGAACUUUUUCUCAUUUAUAUAUUCAAUAAGGCUCCGGAUCAUAAAAUUUAACAGAGCUGGUUUAGACUUUUUUUUAUGUAUAAUCGAAAUCACUGGGGUAUUUUUUGUGUAAUUCCAUCUUUUUUAGAGAAGAUGAAGUCUCUUGGCCACCCAGCGAGGCUUGGAAGGCUCUUGGUUUACUAAUUCCACUUUUGUCCAUUAUUAUUGUUGUUGAAAGUAUUUUUGGUUUUGGUUUUGGUUUCGUUUCUGUUAUAUUGGUAAUCAUUGCAUAGGUUGGAGUAUUUUAUUUUUUGUAAAUUUCUUGGAAUAUGUCCUUUUCAAAUGCAUAAUCAAUACAAUCAAUACAAUACAUUCUGUGCGCCAGGGAAAACAUCCUCUACAUUUCCAUCUCGAUGGAAUGAACUAAACCGCCAUUUGUUUUUAAAUAUAGCAAUCUUUUUAGCACGGGGUAAAAUCAUGCACACGAAUAUCAAUGGUAUCAUUCUUGACAUACACGGACAUGUUGUAUAUGAAAUUGCUAUGCUGAGUGGUGAGUUUUGAUGCUUUAAUUUGAACUGUAUGUAUAAUGUGCUAUCAGAUUUGUUCAAAUGCAGCUCUCGUACCUUGUUUGUGUUGUGGUGAAGCCAAUAUCUUUUUAUUCUUUUGGUUUUAUAGUUACAGAUAGGGAAAACAGAGAGCAAUUGCAAUUUACUGAAGCAGCCUUCUAAAAAUUUUUUGAAAAAUUCUGCACCGGGGAAUUUCUUUGAACAACAAAAAUUUAAGAAAUAUGGGGAAGUUGGGUAGUAUGAUUCUAAACAUAACAAUUCUUUUAAUAAGGCAAACAGCCUUAGCUCUAGGAUGCCGAGGGUAUAUGUAAAGUUUAUUAUCCACUCUACUUCUUUUGAUUUGUAAAACAAAACAUAUUAACAUAUAAAUAUUGUCCUAAUAUUACGAACCAUUUGUCUGUAUGGAUUCAUGGAUAAAUAACGCAAACUAUCGACUGCAACCAUAUUAAAAUUUUGCAUCAAGAUUUUAUUAAGUAAUUAAUUAAUCGUGCAGUAAAAGUAUUCGUAGGGGUAUUACCUUCACAGUUGUUAUGAUUCAUUUUUCAACUUUACUGUCGUUUAAUCGGAUUUUUGUUUAUAUGCUUACUUUCAAUGUUGUUGUCGAUUAGUGAAAUCGAGGCAUGGCUGUUUUUGUUUGUUUUUUUUUUUAUUCCGAAAAAUUCUACCUAGUUUCAUGAUCUAUUUUUGAUUUGUCGACACUCAGUGAACAGCUCCGAUUGAUACCUGGCCUAUACCGAUCUGGUUUGGUUGAAGUCAGGUUUAAUAUGAUUGAGAUUCAAAAAGUAUUUCCUCUUUCCUGUCCGGGUGGUUCUGCUUCGUGCGCACGCGCGUUUUUCUCAUUUCGCGUGUCGUUUGCUGCGUUUCACCUUUUUUAUUUGUAGACGCACUGUCCUGACCAAGAAGAAGAGGCCGCCCUCCUGGAAGUAGGUGUUGUCGAAAGGAUCUGAGUGGCGUGAGAAGUGGCCGUGGUAGGAAACUGGCGUAGAUGUCACGGUUUAUCUAGCUCUAUAAUGAAGUAGCUUUUACACCGUUCAACGGAUUUGAAUGGUAACAGAGUACUUUACAGUUUAGGAGUCAUUCUAUUCUAUGCAGUUAUUAGGAAAAAAACAUGGUCAUUAUCAACCAUCACCAUCAAGGUAAAACCAUGAAAUCAUAAAAUGAGCAACGAGGAAAAACUUACGCAGAGACUCGAGCGAUGUUAAGGAUUCAGGAGAGUGGAAUCUAUAUGAUGAUGAUAAUAUCAGGUGAAUCAGACAUUCUACAUCUUAGUAAUUAUAAGUGUAUACACAAAAAAAAACAAUUUACACAUGCCAUCUAAUAUGUAAAAGUGACGGAUGAUGAAAAAAAUUAGUUAAGUAAUAUCUGUAUAUAUUAGUGUUUGAAUAUUAUUCUUCUGAAUUUUUAAUUACGUCACUUUUGCUUAUAGUUGAGUUGAGUUCAGUUGAAUGGUGUAUAAUCCUCUUACAAUCGAAUAUCUCAAAUCAAUAUUAAGUUAAUAUUACCACUGAAAAUGAGCAGGAUAUUUGAAAUAAACUGUUCUACAAGGCGGGUUUGGAGUUACAUAAAAAACAAAUUCUAACGCGUACAUUGAAUUGAGAAACAAUAAUUUUAUGUAGACAGGCCUAGAAUAAUUUAUUUAUGUUUUAUUCGUUACUUGAUUAAUAGCAUUAUUUUUUUAUUGCGAAGCAACAUACAACAUUGAUAUUGUUUCUACUAAUGAUUUGAAACAAAAACAAAACAACUUCAAGAAAUAUUGCAUAAACCUAUGACUUCAAGAAGGAAUGUUGCCAUUUAGGUCUCGCUAGUAAGUAACAUCGAUCUUUUAAUCAUUGUUUGUUCAGAAUUCCGGUGCAUGAUUGGAGUUUAAAUUACUAAGCACUAGAUUGUAGUUAUUAAAAAGUUGAAGUAUCCUGAAACGUUAUGAACAAGUGAAAAAUGAUGUGAAUAAAAAGAUAAGUAGUGAUCGUGAA